This is a messenger RNA of Pieris napi, 1697 nucleotides long. Its product is annotated as transmembrane protein 208. The transcript has 4 exons. Gene Ontology annotation, cellular component: intracellular membrane-bounded organelle. NCBI's taxonomy places the organism in Eukaryota, Metazoa, Arthropoda, Insecta, Lepidoptera, Pieridae. The record is from RefSeq and is a predicted model, not a curated record. Bases 207 to 728 code for a protein of 173 amino acids. Gene Ontology annotation, biological process: vacuolar protein processing.
UGGCUCUUUAGUCCUUUCAAAGAUUUAUAUUGCUUAACAGUAGGUCUUUGCCUUUCCUCACUUGUAAAAUCAAUAUUUUUUAAAUGAAAAAUAGCAUUGUUAUAAGUCUAAAUCUAUAAAGAACAGUUAUAACUUUUUAAGGAAGUGGGUGUUAACCAAUUUUAUUGGCAAUUCUUCAUUAAUACGGGAAAAACCUAAAUUAAAAGAUGCCACCUCCACCAAAAAAAGCUCCUACAAAAGGAGCCAAGCAAAUAUUGGUGGAAAAUGAAGCUACAAUCAGCUUCUAUAGGAACAUGGCAGGAGCUUCUGGAUUAUUCUACAACUCUGUUAUGUUUGGAAUUUACCAUGAUGAAGUCCGAUCCUGGUUAAUGUUCAUGAAUGUGUUUGUGUUGGCUAUUUACCUUGCGUGCUACCAAUUGAUGAGAUACAUAAGUCGGCCAACAUAUUCUGAACUUGGACUUCUUAUCGACCCAGGCCUGGAUCUAAACAUGGAAGGUGGAAUGGGCGAGCAUAUCAAAGACAUAGUAAUUCUAACAGCAAUAGCACAUAUCACAGCAGUGAUGUCCAAUUACUUCUGGCUCCUAUUGUUUCUCAUACCUGCUCGUGCAUUUUGGCUUAUAUGGAAGAAUUUGUUAGCUCCAUGGUUGUUCCAAGAGGCACCUGAAGACACAGAGCAAGAUGAAAAGAAAAGGAAGAAAAUAGAGCGCAGGAUGAGGCGCCAUCAGUAAAUAUAAGAACUUCUAUUCUCAAAAUAAAUUAUGUCGUAGAUUGAAAUAUUUUGAUUAUCUACAUCUAUCUAUGUUAAUUACUCUGGAACACAGUUUGAAAUCAUUAUUGUAAUUUACUUGGUCAAUACCAAAAUGCAUUGGUUCGUUACAAUCUAUUGUUCGAAAUUAUAUGUCAAUUAAGGUGAACAUAAAAUUUUGCAAAAAAUUAAAAAACCAAUUUACUCUUAAAAUUUUUAUAAUUAAUUUACUGAUCCAUUCGAACAGUAUAUUAAAAAUAUCAAGUAAUUAUGUUCUAAAACUAAGGCAAUGCUUUGAAUAAACAUGGACUCUAAAAUUUCUUAGAAUAUUCUCACUUCUUCAAUGAUUCUUUUGGUUGUUUUUGACAUUUAAAUGAAAGUGAAGGAUAAAAUACACAUUACUUACCUUUAAAGUCCAACUAACAUGGUAAAAUAGGCCAUGUAUGUUUUAUAAAUUUAAUAAAUUAGACUUUCCUAUUAAGGUGCUAAAAACAUUGGAUUAAAUUCAUUCUAUCAAAAAAUUUGGCAAUUUUGGGACAAGCUCAAGUAACUUUACAGAUUUAUGAAAGUUCAAUGGUUUCAUUUUUAUAUCUUCAAACCCUUUUUAUAUUUCUAUUCUUGGUGUUGUUAUAUUUCUUAUUCUUAGCGGUUUUUACUAGGUGUUCUUAAACAUAACAUAAAUGUAAUAGAUGUAGUUGAACUAUAUGGUGUAAUUAAUAUUAUUAUUAUAUUUAAUUUGUAGAUUAUGGUUUAUUAAGAAAAGUGGUAAAAUAUUAUUUAGUUUGUUUUUAUUUAAGCUUUAAAUUUAUAAAGUUUACGGCUAAAAUGAUUGGUAUUACAGAUAAAUGUUUUUAAAGCUCUGGAUGUAUUUUGUGUAAUGUAAUCAUCAAUAUAAUGGAUGUUUGUGAAAUCAUAAUGUAUAUCAAUUAUAUUUAAUAAAUUCUGAUGGUCA